AUAUGGGAGCAAGAAUCUUUCUUGGCUUAGUUGCCCUACUAGCUCUUCUAUCGAGUCAUGUACAUGCGUACAGGGAUACUCGAGAUACCGUUUACAUUUCUUCCUUGGUUACCCAAGGAGAAAGAACUCCAAUCUUCACAGGAAAUGCUGAGUACCAGGUUACUGGUCACAACUAUGACCAAGGACCAGGAAGAAUUACUGUCACCGGAGAGAAGACUCUUUCUGCAAGAGGUGCACAGUUAAGAAAUGAUUACGGAAGCGGACAAUUCUUGGAUACCAACUACCUUCCAGAGGAAAUUUUCGUUAGAGCCAUCAAUGAUCAGCAAUCAAUCAUUGGUGCCUACGCUUACUUGUUAGGACUCUAUCCAGAUACUGUAAACGGGAUUACUCUUGAAUCUGACAUUGAGGCUGUUCAAAAUGUUCCUGUUAAGGACUUCGAUGUCAACCAAGUCAGAGGAAACAUUAGAUUGGGAAAACCAAACUCCGAUACCUCUCAAGCCCGCCUCUACCCAGGAAACCCAGACGCUUUGUUCUUGACCCAGCUUAGUAAGACAUACCCGGGAAUCACUCAGAAAUUGGAUCAACAACUUUUCAAUGCCAAGGUUGAAUACGAAGAGACUCACGGAACUAGAUUCUAUGAAGAUUUUGCUAGAGCCAUUCAUAAGCCAGUUGAUAACGUAGACUUCUACAGUAUCUUCAGAUACGCUGAUGACAUUUUGACUACUAAGGCUAACGGAGAAGCUUCUGCUGUCAAUCUCGACAGAGACUUGAUGAAUCAGUUAACUGUCUACUAUGGACAUUACUUUGGAAAUGGAGUCUUCAGAGAUGAAGCACUUACCAGAGCUUUUGCCCAUCCAUAUCUUUCCAGUGUUGCUCAUGAACUUGAAAUGAAGAUGGAAGACGACCAAACUGGGAAAUACAACAACUAUGGAAUCCAUGAUUUGAAGCAUACCGUCUAUUUGGGAAAUCACCUCACCCUUCUUGCUGCCUUGCACUUGUUCAAUGAGGUUGAAGACUACCAUGUAGAUUUCAAUGACGAGCUUAGAUUCCAACUCUUCAAGAAGGAUGGAAAGUACUAUGUAAGAACCCUCCUCAACGACAGACCAUUGAGACUUGAAGGAACUGCUGAUACUAACGGAGAAGCCGAAUGGUCAGCUUUCAGAGAUUACAUCUGCUCUAAACUUUACUACGGAAACCUCGAAAAAGUAAGAAAAGGGCAGGAAAAUCCAGCUGAAUUUGUUAGACUUAGAGACUCUUGUGAUAACUUCUUGAACAAUCACUUCUACAAAAACGAUAAGGUCUUGCUCCAAGAACACGAGAGACCACCAGUACUCCCAGAUCCACCAACUGAAGUUCCAAAACUUGAGACUGAACCAAGAUCAGAGACUGCUCCAUCUGUUUUGAUUAACAACAUGGAUGAAGGAGUAAGAAGCCAGAGCGUUGAUAUCAAUGCAGGAAGAACCUCCCAAGUUGUCCAAUAUGCAUGGAACAAGCCAAUUAAGUUGCCACAAACCCAAUGGGCUGAAUUCGAUCUCCCAAUGAAGAAAGCAUUCUCCUUUGAGAAUUUGUCAAAGAAAGAUGUCAGAUUGAACCAAUACAGAAAGAUCAAGAUUGAGAAGACAGUCAACAAAGAGAUCAAUCUUGCAGAAAGACACGAAUUCAACUUUGGACACGAUAUGCUCAAGACCAGAGAAGUUGAAUUCAACAAUGUUGACUUCAUCAGAAUCCCACAAAUGACUGAAAAGACUCUCUACUUAGCUGAUAAGCAUCAGUUCAACUGGGGAGAGAACCCAUCUCUGACUACCAAGAAGCUCCAGUUCAACCACUACUUCAAGAUUAAGAUCCCUCAGACCACCUCCAAGCCAUUCUCUCUUCCAGAGAGACAUACUUUCAACUACAACUCCAACUCCCUCGACGUCAGGAAGGUAAACUUCGACCACAUCAAGAGUGUUAGAGUAAAACAGGCUGAAACUUACGAUGUCAACCUCAAAGACUUCAGAUUCGAAAGCUUGAAGAAGGACCAGGCUCCAACCGCCAGCCACGCCACUGCCGUUGACACUAACUUCAACAACAACCCUAUUCCAAAGAUCGACGAGAAGGAUCCUAACUCAGGCUCUAAGGUUUCUUUGGGAGGGAACGUAAAAACUGUUCCUGACUAUGUUGCCCCUAUCAGGAUCAAACAGGAGUAUAACCCAUUCGGAGUUCAUACCACUGCUGAUAAAAAAACUAACACCGAUUCUUCCUUAAAACCAGCUGCUGAUCAGCCUAAGGACGAAGUUCCAGAAUAUGUUCCUCCAUCAAAAGAAACCCCAGAAAGAGGAUCUCCUUAUCCUGAGUACACUCCUCAACAAGAAUAUCCUGCAUACACUCCAAGCUCUAGCACCCAACAACAAACGGACACUCAAAAGUCGACUAACACCCAGCAACAGACUAGCACCCCGCAGCAGACUAGCAACCAACAGCAGACUACACAACAACCAGCAACUCAGCAGGUCCAAAGACCCCCAACUCAACAGGAGUACCAACAGUACCAACAGCAACAACAGCAACAACAGUACCAACCCUACCAAACACCUACUCAACAACAAUACCAACAGUACCAAAGACAACCAGCGAGAGCUCAGACUAGCACUCAGGUCGGUACUCAGUCCGGUGCCCAAACCAGCACCCAGGCAAGCUACCCUGCUUACAGAACCCAGAACACCGCCAGAACCUACAGAUAA
Moneuplotes crassus is the source of this 2723-nucleotide messenger RNA. NCBI's taxonomy places the organism in Eukaryota, Ciliophora, Spirotrichea, Euplotida, Euplotidae. The record is from the annotation of a GenBank genome assembly.